AUGCCGACUCCGAUCAAACGCUCCCAGCGGCCUCGUCGAGACUCGGCGCGCAAAGAGCUUGUCUCCGAGCGCCCGGACGAUUCGUCUCCCUCAAGACCUGCAAAGCGCAGAAAGAAGGCCGAAGACUCACCGACGGAUAUCGUCGAGGAGGAGGGCUCGAGCCUUGUUGCCGACGAGUCUACCAUUAAUCUCAAUGAUUACGAUCAAGUCGUCUCUCGAGUCGCGCAACAUCUACUUGCACCGCGCGACCAAACCAUCCAAGCGAGCAAGGAUCACUCUAAUGCGAUACAUGAAACAAACAAAGCUGGUGUCCAGGCCUAUGCCAAAAUCGCGGCUCAGGAUUGGACAUUCUAUGUGACGAAGCUUGCCGUCAACAUUGGUCGUUCCUCAGACCCUCCUCCGCAGCAUCCGGAGGGGUAUGAUCCAGAGUCGGAUGAGGAGCAUAUCCACAUUGAUCUCGGGCCCAGCAAGAUGAUUUCACGUCAGCAUGCCAUUAUCUACUUCAACUCGAACCAAGAAAAAUGGUUUCUACAGGUCAAAGGGCGCAACGGCGUCAAGGUUGAUGGCAACAUCAUGAAGUCGGGACAGAGCGGCCCGUUGGCGAGCGGAGAAGUUAUCGAGAUUGGUGGCAUUGAGAUGAUGUUUGUGCUGCCUUCGGACCUCAGCCCUCUGCACAUCCAUCACACCUAUCUUCAGCGCGCUGGUCUCUCCAAGGAUGACUUUCCUAGUUCAGCCCAAAAACACCCGGUCCCCAAUCUCGACUUUCGCGCGGCCAGCAAGCAAUUGCGCCCGCUCCUCCAGACUACAAGCGACCUGGUACUCCACCUUCCGUGA
Phaeoacremonium minimum UCRPA7 is the source of this 834-nucleotide messenger RNA. RefSeq names its product putative forkhead transcription factor fkh1 protein. The transcript is spliced from 3 exons. Gene Ontology annotation, biological process: regulation of transcription by RNA polymerase II. Bases 1 to 834 code for a protein of 277 amino acids. NCBI's taxonomy places the organism in Eukaryota, Fungi, Ascomycota, Sordariomycetes, Togniniales, Togniniaceae. Gene Ontology annotation, molecular function: DNA-binding transcription factor activity, RNA polymerase II-specific; protein binding; RNA polymerase II cis-regulatory region sequence-specific DNA binding. The record is from RefSeq and is a predicted model, not a curated record.